AUGAGCCGCACAUUCUCGACUGGCGUACAACGUUCCGAACCCUCGAACGUGGGCAAUGUUGGACUUGCGGACGGAGAAACCAUCAUCGGGGAGCAGGCUCCCGAACCAUUGACCGUCGAGGGCAUCAAGGCGCGGCGGGCCAAGGCGGGGAAGCUCAUCGCUCCUACGGCGUCUUACUCGGACAGUGAUAUGUUCAAAUCCCCUCAGGCAUAUGAGAAGCCGAAAGCCCGACGAUGGGACCAUCUUUUAAGCCCGGAGUCCAUCGCCCGCAAACCGUGCGUGCUGAAGCUUGCGGCCAAGCACCUCAAGAAGCCGGGUCUCAUUUCCCUGGGCGGCGGCCUGCCCUCCGCCGAGAACUUCCCCAUCGACGAGCUCAGCAUGCGCAUCCCGCAGCCGCCGCACUUCGGGUCCAGCACCUCUGCAACUCCGUCGGGGGCCUCGUCAGGAAGCCAGGAGGUCACCAUAGGCAAGCACGAUACGACUGAGAAAGAGGACGCCGUCUACGACCUCUCCAUUGCGCUGAACUACGGCCAGAGUAUCGGGUCGGCGCAGCUGCUGCGCUGGGUCACCGAGCACACCGAGCUCGUGUGUCGGCCCCCUUAUGCCGACUGGCGGUGUGCCUUGACCAUUGGCAGCACGGGCGCGCUGGAGUCUGCGCUACGCAUGUUCUGUGACCGUGCUCGGAAUGACUCCAUCCUUACAGAAGAGUACAGUUUCUCGACGGCUCUCGAGACGGCUGCGCCCCUGGGGAUCAAAGUGUUUGGCGUGCGCAUGGACGAACAGGGACUGCUGCCCGGUAGCUUGGAUGAGAUCCUGAGCGGUUGGGAUGAGAAAGCUAGGGGCGGUGCGAGAAAACCUACCGUCUUGUAUACCGUGCCGUCGGGGCAGAACCCGACAGGCGCGACGCAGGGAGAGCAGAGGAGACGGGACAUCUACGAAACGUGUCGACGACACGACGUCUUCAUCCUCGAGGACGAGCCGUACUACUUCCUACAAAUGCCGCCCUACAAGCCCGCCGCGGGCGGCCCCAACACCAGCGACCCGGCGGAGCAGACAGUAGACGCCUUCCUGCAGGGCCUCAUCCCCAGCCUGCUGAGCAUGGACAUCGACGGGCGCGUGCUGCGCCUGGAUAGCUUCAGCAAGGUGGUGGUGCCCGGCUCGCGCGUCGGCUGGGUCACGGCCAGCGAGCAGGUCGUCGAGCGCUACAUCCGGCACGCCGAGUGCGCCAGCCAGGGGCCCAGCGGCAUCGCGCAGGUCCUGAUGCACAAGCUCGUCGACGAGAGCUGGGGCCACGAGGGGUACCUGCGCUGGCUGAUGCGGCUGCGCGGCGAGUAUGCGAGGAGGAGGGAUGUGUUGCUGGGCGCUUGCGAGAGGCAUUUGCCCGCGGGGGUUGUGGGGUGGGUGCCGCCGGCUGCGGGCAUGUUUCUCUGGCUCAGCGUAGACCACACGCAGCACCCCGAGGCGUCCAGCAAGAGCAUCCUCGAGAUCGAGGAGGCCAUCUUCGACUCGUGCAUCGACAAGGGCGUCCUGGCCUGCCGCGGCUCCUGGUUCCGCGCCGAGCAGGAGCGGCCGCCCAGCGGGCUGUUCUUCCGCGUCACGUUCGCGGCUGCGUCCGAGGGGGACAUGGAUGUGGCGAUCGAGCGGUUUGGGGCGGCUGUGCGGGAGAGUUUUGGGAUUUGA
Messenger RNA from Anthostomella pinea, 1680 nucleotides. The record is from the annotation of a GenBank genome assembly. NCBI's taxonomy places the organism in Eukaryota, Fungi, Ascomycota, Sordariomycetes, Xylariales, Xylariaceae.